AUGAGCAAAUGUAAAAGUAAGUACCAGAAGAGCACCGAGCUUCUCCUCAGGAAGGCGCCGUUCGCUCGCUUGGUCCGUGAAGUGUGCCAGGGGUUCGGCAAAGGCUCCUACAGGUGGCAGGACUUGGCUCUGAUGGCGGUUCAGGAGGCGGCCGAGGCCUUCUUGGUGUUGCUCUUGUCUGACGCCAACCUGUGCGCCAUCCACGCCAAGCGGGUCACCGUGUUGCCCCGCGACAUCAUGCUGGCCCGACGUAUCCGCGGGGACCCAGACACUGUCUUAGCAAGAUGGCCACUGCGCCGUUGGACAUUUGUUUACAUUUCGUCUUGUUGAUGUUUCUGUGUUCUAAUAGAGUUCUUGUUAUGACUGGA
Molecule: messenger RNA, 368 nt
Organism: Syngnathoides biaculeatus (alligator pipefish)
Lineage: Eukaryota; Metazoa; Chordata; Actinopteri; Syngnathiformes; Syngnathidae
Product: histone H3-like centromeric protein A
Exons: 3
Coding region: 1-330 (109 amino acids)
Cellular component (GO): nucleosome
Molecular function (GO): protein heterodimerization activity; DNA binding; structural constituent of chromatin
Source: RefSeq, a predicted model, not a curated record